Molecule: messenger RNA, 4253 nt
Organism: Odocoileus virginianus texanus
Lineage: Eukaryota; Metazoa; Chordata; Mammalia; Artiodactyla; Cervidae
Source: RefSeq, a predicted model, not a curated record
UGACCUCACCCUCCAUUUAGUUCUCAUUUAGUAUGGAAGAAGAUGAGUUCUUUGGAGAAAAAACAUUCCAGCAUUAUUGUGCAGAAUUCAUUAAACAUUCACAGAAGAUAGGUGAUGGUUGGGAAUGGAGAGCUUCAAAGGACUGUUCUGAUGGCUACAUGUGCAAAACACAUUUUCAAGUUAAAAAUGGAACUGCAGUGUCACAUCAAGGAACAUCUGACCAUGUACAGACAUUUCUUCCUGUGGAGGAGGCUUUAGAUGCCCCCCUGGAUGAUUUUGAGGUAACCGAGACCACCGCGGCUGCCGAAGUGAUUAAAUAUGAGUAUCAUGUCUUAUAUUCCUGCAGCUACCAAGUGCCUGUGCUUUACUUUAGGGCAAGCUUUUUAGAUGGAAGACCUUUAGCUCUGAAGGACAUCUGGGAAGGAGUUCAUGAGUGCUAUAAGACGCGGUUGCUGCAGGGACCAUGGGACACUAUUACUCAACAGGAGCAUCCGAUACUUGGACACCCCUUUUUUGUACUUCAUCCCUGCAAGACGAGUGAAUUCAUGACUCCUGUGUUAAAGAAUUCUCAAAAAAUCAAUAGGAAUGUCAACUACAUCACAUCGUGGCUGAGCAUCGUAGGGCCAGCUGUUGGGCUGAAUCUUCCUCUGAGUUAUGCCACAGCAGCCUCUCACGAUGAAGGCAAUGUCAGUGGACAAGAUUCUUCUAUUGAGCGAAAAAGCUUAGAAGAACACUGAGAGUUUAUGCGGCCGGCCCUGGUUUUAAUGGGGCCAAUAUGGUGUGAGAUUUCAGCUCACCGAGAUUCUGACGUGGAUUUUUUUCCCCUUGGAAGUAAAUGUCUGCAGCAACUGAUAUGCUCUAUGUUUAGAAGAAACACUGCAAAGACACAAAUUACUAUAAAUAGCAAAAAAGGCUCUAGUUCAGUAAUAGAAACCAUGACAUCAUCAGGGAACUUCCAGGUUCUUCUCUCCUGUCUCUGAGGCUCAUUCUCUUCAUCUUUGAUUUGAGAAUAACAAGAUACCUCACAAGGUCGCUGUGAGAAGCGCAUGAGAGCCUUAGUGUGUGAGAAAGUAUGGUAAAGUAUUAAGCAAAUAUUCAUUAAAUGGUGACCUUUCUUAUAAUUGAUUGUCAUUCACCUAGUCUGUCAAUAAGUUUAAUAGUAAGGUAUUAAGAUGAACCAUGGAAUGUUUGGUUUGGGGUUGCUGUUUCCUUUUUCAUUUUAACUUGCUAAGGUCUUAAACUAAGAGAAAAACAUAAUCACCUCUUUAGAGCAUCUAGAUUAGUGUCUGUCAGUGAAGGACGCACUUUAGAGUCAUUUGAGGAUCUUUCUCAACUACAGGCACUGGCCACCCUCUGGAACCGCCCCUCCAGGUGAUUCUGAGAUACCUGCUCCUGAAGAAGUUCUGCUCUGGAUGUAACUUUUGAGCUGAAUUUGUUUGUAUUGUUUUGGUCUCCCAGUAGGCCUUUUCCAGUUCUGUGCACAGCUCCUUCAAGCUGGACUUACUUCCUAACACUGUCCAGGGCUCACCCAAGAGACUGGCUAGCAAGGAGUCUACAAGGUACCUGGAGAGGCAGCCCACUUGUGGGGAGCGGUUAGCAUGAGGGGAUUAUCUGCUGGCGAAUCACAGAGGACCCUGCCAGCCCCGUUAGUCUCUAGGUUAAGGGCUGCACUCUCAGGCAGGGAGCAGAAGUAGAGAAGGGGUUAAUUUAAACUGCUGGAAAAGCUAAAAGAAAUUUUAAAACGCUGAGCUGCACAUAUUUAUGCUGGUAUGAGAGCCUGCUUACAUGCUUGCUGGGCAUUUUGGUAUUUACCACUUAACAUCUUUUCAACUUCUGCAAGGGAUUUUUCCUCCCCACACUCCCUAAUGUAAACACAGAUUUCUUAGCAAGUCAUUUCUCAAGCCAUGUCAUUUCUAGGGUUAAAAAAAAAAAAAAGUAAUAAUGUGUCAUGUGGAUGAUGUACUCAUCUAAAAAUAUUAGUUGUCCUUUGUGAACAGAUUCUGAGGUGAUAGUAGUCUGUCAGCUUGGGAGCAAUGUGUAGUUUCUUUUUUUUUUAUUUAAAAUGGUUUUUCUCUGAUUGAUAAAGAUCUGAAAAUUCAUCACUGGCAGAAAAAAAGUUCUGAAGAACUCCUCUAAGGUUGUGGAGACCACCCUUCUCAGUUAGGUCCUUCUCAAGCAGUUCUAUUUCUUUUCAGAAUUUUUUUCACUUAAACUUUUAAUUUUUGGUUGAUAAAAGUUUCCUUUUUUUUUUUUUAAAGAAUGCAGUAAAAUAACAGACUCUUAUCCCAACAGUCAUAAAAUUAGAAAAAUGUUUUGUCAAAGUAAUGGUUCUUUCUCUGUAAUGUGAGAAUUUUUUCCCUAAGGGCUUCCUCUCCAGCUAAAAUGAAGGCGGAGCUCCUUCAGUCAGCAACAAGACUGGUUACAGCUGCUGCAAGCCAGUCUCCUAUACUCCACUUCUGUGUGAUCUUAGUAAACCCAUUUCACCUCUCUGAUCCUCACAUUCUUCAUCUGCACCAUGAGAAGCUCAGCCAUGUGACUUGUGAGGCCCACCCAACUCCUGGGUCUGUGAAAUUGGGAGAACUGAGUUGGAGUUUUGGGGGGAUUGAAAUUUCAGAGUAAGAAUAUGCAGAUAUUCGCUUGGGCAGAUACUUACUGAGUUCCUCUUACGUGCUGAGCCCUAGGCUAGGUGACAGGGUAGUACAUGGAGAGCCUGGACUCGGCGCACACGAAUGCCCAGUCCAGUGGAGAAGACAGACAAGAGGAAGACACAGGGAUGGUAGGAUGUGUGCUGUGGCGGAGGUGUGGAAAGCAAGCAUCAGGAAGAUUCUCAGAAAAAGAAUAUGAGUGGAGCUGUCAAAAAACUCACGAUUGAGCCAGGUCAAGAAUGGAGGAAAGAAAGACCUUGAAGGUACAUAUGGGGAAGUGGUAAAGAGAGACCCGGCAAGCAGGACUGGGGCCAGGUCUGGAGGAGCCUUUAUUGACACACCGGUGAUUUGUAUUUGGCCUGAAAACCACAAAGAGCUGCUGAGGGAAUUCAAGUAGAGCAGUUAAAGUGAUCACAUUUAUAUUUUAAAAAGAACUUGUAUUUUUAAAAUGACUAAUCACAUGUACACAUUGUCAGAUUUUUCACCAGCAGGUACUGGCCCACAGACUUUAGAAGAUACAAGAGUGCAAAAAGGGCUGGGAAUAUGUCAAGGAUGAUCUUUGAUUUUUGCUUAAUACCUUCCAAAGCACAACCUGCCAGUAUCCUGAGAAGUUUGAGUUCUGGCUUGCCAUGUUACCGCGGGCAAGUCACUGCACCUCUCUGAGUCUCUGCUUCCUAACAUAUUAAAUGGAAAGAAGGGUAUUAGAUCAAGUAAAAUCAGUUUAUUGGUUUAUGACCAGUAUUUUUGUGAAACAGAAUGUGCCAAGGAAACAGUCCCUGUGUUUCCUAUACUGUCGCAAUACUAUCAGACUCACAGCACGUCUGACACUAGAUGUGGGUUUUCCACAUAUUGGACAUGUCUGCAACACCAGCUAGGUGUUCUCCAAUUCAGUUCAGCUCUCAUACCAUCUACCUUAAGUUAGUAACAGCUCCUCCAGGUUAAAUGUUCAGUCCCACAAAACUGCCCCACUUGAGACAGUUGCAAGCCCCAGAUUGUCACCUAUAUUUCUAACUGACCAGCUAAAGUCAGGUUCCCAUGACUUCCUCCUUGGGUUUCAGUAAUUUGCUGUAAUGACUCACAGUGCUCAGGGAAACACUUACUUAUGCUUAUCACUUUGUUUAUAUAACAAAACAUGAUAAAGAAUACAGAUGAAGAGCUGCUCAGGUGAGGUCCAGCAGGGUUCCAAGCGCAGGAAUUCCUGUCCCCCUGGAGCUGGGGUGCACCACCCUCUUGCCAUAUAUAGAUGUGUUCACCAACCUGGAAGCUCUUUGAACCACGAACUUUUGGAAUUUUUGUGGAGGCUACAUCACAUAAGCAUGAUCAAUCAUUAACUCCACUUCUAGCCCUUCUACGUUUCCCAGAUGAUAGAGGGUGGGGCUGAAAGUUCCAGGCUUUAAUUAGGGCUUGGUCUUCCUGGUAAUCAGGAAGCUCCCUUCCUGAAGCUAUUGAGAAGCCCAUCCAAGAGUCAACCAUUAGCACAAAGCCACUCCUAUCACCUAGGAAAUUCCAAGGUAUUUAGGAGCUUUGUGUCAGGAACUGGGGCAGAGACCAAAUAUUGGUGUUAGGGGAAGCACACUGAUUGAAACCUCCCACUCUGGCCAGGCACCA